Pelobates cultripes (western spadefoot toad) is the source of this 215-nucleotide messenger RNA. NCBI's taxonomy places the organism in Eukaryota, Metazoa, Chordata, Amphibia, Anura, Pelobatidae. The record is from the annotation of a GenBank genome assembly.
GCCGCAAGGCCUCAUAUAAGGCUAAACACUCCUCCAAAACAAUAGAGAUUGACAGUACCAUACCUGUCAUGGAUGGCGCGAUUAAUUUACCACCGCGCAAAAGAGCUACUAGUCGGGCAAAAUCGACUAGACUUUGGAAAAGGGCAAAAGCCCAAUUAAACUCUGAAUCCAAGUUCAGUGAUAUUGAGGAGAAGUUCACCGAGUUCUAUAUGGAG